Molecule: messenger RNA, 2697 nt
Organism: Zophobas morio
Lineage: Eukaryota; Metazoa; Arthropoda; Insecta; Coleoptera; Tenebrionidae
Gene: bs
Product: serum response factor homolog
Exons: 3
Coding region: 85-1149 (354 amino acids)
Biological process (GO): positive regulation of transcription by RNA polymerase II
Molecular function (GO): RNA polymerase II cis-regulatory region sequence-specific DNA binding; DNA-binding transcription factor activity, RNA polymerase II-specific; protein dimerization activity
Source: RefSeq, a predicted model, not a curated record
CACAGCUGUGUUUGUGUGUACCCGCGGUGUAUACACUCUUAGUGCGCCGCGUGUUGUUGUUACGUUGCCAAACUGUGGUGCGACAUGGAGCCACCUGGCGGGAGGGACUCCCGAUUCAACCUCGGCUACAGCAUGAACCUGCUCAGCGGCGAGACGCCGCCCGAGAUCUACGGAAACCCGGGCCUGCGGCCCUCCACCAGCCUGCAGCAGCUGUCACCGCGGCACGGCGCGAUGGUGGCGGGCGCGUGCGGCGGCCGCAAAGUGGACGUCUGCUACGACGAGCGCGGCGUGCCCCAGGGCAUGGGCCUGGAGGCCUGCGGCGUCAACGAUAUCGGCGACGACGCUUACGGCUCGCUCCAGCCGAAGAAGUCGCCGCCCAGCAACGGCAAGAAGACCAAGGGCAGGGUCAAGAUCAAGAUGGAGUACAUCGAGAACAAGCUGAGGCGGUACACGACGUUCUCGAAGAGGAAGACUGGCAUCAUGAAGAAGGCAUACGAGCUGUCGACGUUGACCGGGACGCAAGUCAUGCUCCUGGUGGCGUCCGAGACCGGCCACGUGUACACGUUCGCAACCCGAAAGCUUCAGCCCAUGAUAACCAGCGAGGCCGGCAAGGCGCUGAUCCAGACCUGCUUGAACUCCCCGGAUCCUCCGGCGGGCUCCGCUUCCGGAGACCAGCGAAUGUCGGCCACCGGAUUCGAGGAGACGGAACUCACCUACAACAUCAGCGACGAGGACUCCAAAGACGAAAAUAUGUCUGGCGGCGAAUCCAGCGACAGCAGUGACGCCGACGCGCACGAAGAAGAAAACGACAUCGUCUACGUUCCUCCGUCAACCAAAUCCGCCACACCCCCGCCGGCCACCACGUCCCAGUCCAGCACCGCCUCCUCCACCGCCUCGACGACGACCUCCACGUCCACCGCGCCCGCCACCACCGCGUCCUCCAAGUCGUCGCCGUCGCAGCCCAUCCUCUCGCCCCUGCUCUACCAGACCCCCCAGGGCAUGAUGUACGCCACGCCGUCCAACGGCGGCGUCAUCUUCAGCCUGGCCCAGGCCGACCCCACCUCCGCCCACCCGCAGUUCAUCACGAUACCGCUGUCCAUGGUGGCGGCCAACGGCCAGGGGGAGCUUGACCUGUCGAAGCGGAAGUGACCGGCGAAUAAGAUUAUUGGCACGUUGCGGGCUUCCGUCGACUUUGUUUCGUAUGUGCGCUUCUGUUCUGCCUGUUUCCUUUUCCGGUUGCCGGAGCGGACGGUGCCCUUCGGGGACGUGAUGUGCCCGUUUCCGUAUUCAAAAAUCACGGAGGUAGGACACGCGAUACUUUGUCGUAUUUACUUGCCGAGCUGAUGGCUGGAGGUGUUGCAGAAAGGGGCGAUGAGAGGAGUCCUGCGGCACGACCUUCGCUUCAAAGCAAUAGUCACUAUGUAGUCUGUAGGGGGAGGAUCGGGCGGGUCCGAGUACCACUUCGACGUAACAGAAUCGAAGGGAUUAUUGUAGUAUUGCGAUUUUUCGGGCAUGUUAUGUUGCUGUGGUAUUAUGUAACGUCUAAUGUUUCUUGUUGUACAUGGUUUGAUAUGACUAUGCAAAAGUUAAACGGAAAAAAGGUUGCAACGGUCGUGGUCAAUGUAGGUAGCAAGAGGUUGGUUUACAGGUUCGAUUAAUCUUAUCGUUACUCACUUUGAGCGAAAGUACUACUGAAGGACGAGGUGUCACAUUUUCGAAAAUACUGUAGACGCCAAUUUCGCUAAUAAUCUUGUGGUAUUAAAAAAAAUAUGGAUUAAAACCAACUAGCUUCAUUAAAAAGCAUUGCAGUUUUUUUUAAAUUAAUAAAAAUGAACAUUAACAUAAAUACUGAUGUUUCAAAUAUCGACAUCUGUGUCUAAAACAGGAAACUGUUGUCGUCGUUGUCAAAAUAACCGGAUUUGGUGAUGUUUGAUGAUUUGUGAUUAAAACUGACAACGCUGCUUCUAAAUUUGACUAGAUAUGGUAGAAAAUCUAUUAUUGAAUCACGAUUCUUCUGAAAAUUUGACAGUUUUACAAAACCGCUACUAAAAUUUCGAUUUAUAGCUUAUAGAGAAUGAAAUACAAAUGUUAAACAGUGAAAACUGCAGCUUUUUAGUAUUUGCACUUUUCGAUUUCGAUUCAGAAUGCGAUAACGUAUGACGUCAUAGCAAUAUUCAACAGCUUCGGGAUGUGUUUUUUCAGCACUGCGUUAUUUCCGUGUAGAUCUUUUUGUCGUUAUAUAUAUUUAGACGUAAUCUAAAGAACACGAUAAUGAGCGGAAUUACUAUCUAAAGCGAACGGAAAAUAUGUAAAAAUAAUUCUUUGCAUCCAUUGGAUAGAACGGAAAAAAGGUAGAUUUUCUAAAAUUCUCGCUGUGGAUUUUGCCGGGAAUUUUGAGUCUGAGUCUCACACCUCGAAUAGGCGGGAUAUCGCAAUGACGUCACCCGCAGAUUUAUUUCUCUGUUGUUAUUACAUAUGUUUGUUUCUUCUUUUAGAAAAGGUAUCAGUAUGCGUUAUUUUUUCACGUCGAUUCCAAUCCUUAAUUAUUUUUUUUGACCUUUCAUUUAAUUAUAUGUAACUUCUUCAAAAUGACAUGAAUUAUUUUUGAAAAUAUGGAAAAUCAAGUAAUUUUAUACGAAUUUAUUUCUUCUCACAAAGUGACAGUAGGUAUUUGGAACAUGGUACAUUUUUUAUUUG